Messenger RNA from Odontomachus brunneus, 847 nucleotides. RefSeq lists its product as uncharacterized. Bases 245 to 715 code for a protein of 156 amino acids. The transcript is spliced from 7 exons. The record is from RefSeq and is a predicted model, not a curated record. NCBI's taxonomy places the organism in Eukaryota, Metazoa, Arthropoda, Insecta, Hymenoptera, Formicidae.
AAUAACUUUAUGCAAUUUGGAAAGAAAGCGGUCUGUUCCUGUCAUAAGUCACAUUGAUUAUAAUCUCAAUUGUGACAUCAAUAAAAGAAUAGAACAUGAAUCUCAUAAAAGGAAAAGUUAUUCUACGUUACAAAUACAAGAAUGUGAAAAGCAGAAAUAUAUAGAAACGGAAAUUAUUAAUGAAAAAAAAGCUAUAAAUAAAGGAGAAAAUGCGCCAGAAGAAACGGUAAAUCGAAUAUUGGAUAUGUUGUUGGUCAUGAAUCGAAAAUUAGAUUCAAUGUUGGCCUUUCAUGAUGAGCAAAAUCCUUCAACAUCAGCAAAUUGCUCUUUUGAUUUGUUACCUCAUAUACCGUUAAAUUCUAUGGAAGAUUUCAAAAAAUUUUGUAAUGAUUUAAAUGAGAAUGAAGAAUUACGAAAGCAAUUUCAGAGAAAAAUCCGUAACAUAGGUGGAAAAUCAGCAGAAAAUCAUUUGAUUAAUUGUUUAGUUACGACUCUUACCAACGAACAUGCCAAACAAUUAACAUGGGAAGGUCAACGUCACACAGAGGGUAUUAAAAACACAGCUUUUGCGAAUAUUAUCAUGGGUACCAUUUCAAACAUGUACAAUUCAUCAAAUUACUAUAGUCUAAAGAAUAAAUUCUCGGAAUGGUUAAGAAGAGCAGGAGAUAGAUAUCGAUACCAAUUAAAAAAAUUAGAACAUACAUUGCUUUCAUGAAUGGAAUGAAGAUUGUAAGCUACAGGCGGAAAAGUUAUUCCGUUUUCAUAGUUUUUAUUACAAUUACGAAAAAUAUUAAAAGAAAAUUUUAAGAGAAUAAUAUAAAAAUGUGAAGAUAUAUACAUAUAUAUA